UUCCGCAAAGCAAAUGGCUAUAGACUAUUCGAGAGCUUCAAAUAUUUUGUCGGAAAUUCCGACCAGUCGCCGGAGAUAAUUCUGGGAUUCCGGCACAAACAAACCGACAACUAGAACAGCUGCUAAAACCCUAAAACAUGCCCAGAAAAUGAGAUCGAACGGUCGGCGACAGCUUUCCCAUGGUCGAGUUCCCCAAGUCUCUGUCGCCCAAACGCGUUCUCAAGCUCUUGAAAUCGGAGAAGAACCCGCGUGUUGCGCUCUCUAUCUUCGACUCGGCGACUCGCCAUUCAGGCUAUGCCCACUCCUCCGCCGUCUUCCACCAUAUUCUCCGGCGUCUUGCGGAGGCUCGUAUGGUGGGCCACGUGGCUGGGAUCGUCGAGCUCAUUCGUACCCAAGAUUGCAAGUGCCCUGAAGAUGUUGCCUUGACGGUUAUCAAAAUCUACGCCAAAAACUCCAUGCCCGAUCAAGCUCUGGAUGCUUUCCGACGGAUGAGCGAGAUUUUCGGGUGCGAACCCGGAAUACGAUCGUACAAUUCUCUUCUCAAUGCAUUCGUGGUGGCGAAACAGUGGGAUAAAGCCGAAUCCUUCUUGGCCUAUUUUGAAACGGCGGGUUUGGCGCCGAAUUUGCAAACUUAUAAUGUUUUGAUUAAGAUUUCGUGUAAGAAACAGCAGUUCGAGAAAGCAAGGGGCUUGCUGGAUUGGAUGUGGAAAGAGGGGUUGGAACCGGAUGUGUAUAGUUACAGUACCCUGAUUGGCGAACUAGCAAAAGAUGGGAACUUGGACGAUGCACUAGAAGUGUUCGAUGAAAUGUCUGACCGAGGGGUGGCAGCUGAUGUUGCCUGUUAUAAUAUGUUGAUUGAUGCGUUACUGAAGAAGAAAGAGUAUGAUAGAGCCAUGGAGUUAUGGGGGAAUCUGCUGGAAGACUCUUCGGUCUAUCCAAAUGUUACCACUUACAACAUCAUGAUUAAUGGUUUGGGCAAAUGCGGGAAAUUUGAUGAUUGCUUCAAGAUUUGGGAAAGAAUGAGACUGAACGAGCGUGAAAAAGAUUUGUUUACAUGUAGUAGUUUGAUACAUGGGCUAUGUGAUGCAGGGCAUGUUGAUAAGGCUGAAAUUGUGUUCAGAGAGUUGGCUGACAGCAAAGCCUUUGUUGAUGUUGUUACUUAUAAUACGAUGCUUGGUGGGUUUUUCCGUGCUGGUAAAAUUAAAGAGUGUUUGGAGUUAUGGGAAGUUAUGGAGAAGGGGAGUUCGGUUAACAUUGUGAGUUAUAACAUAUUGAUCAGAGGGUUAUUAGAGCAUGGGAAAAUCAAUGAGGCAGUAUUGAUCUGGAAGCUUAUGCCCACAAAGGGCUAUACUGCUGAUUCCACGACUUAUGGCGCUUUAAUUCAUGGGUUAUGUGCAAAUGGAUAUAUAAACAAAGCUUUGGGAAUAAUGAGAGGUGUCGAAACAGGAGGUGGUAAUAUGGGUGCCUAUGCAUAUUCGGCUUUGGUAGACAGUUUGUUCAAAGAAAGAAGAUUAGAAGAAGUAGCAACUUUGGUAAAAGAUAUAAGUAAGCAUGGUGCUGAACUGAAUUCUCAUGUUUACAACGCAAUUAUUGGUGGCUUAAUCCGUAAUUCGAGACUUGGUGAUGCUGUCCUUUUGCUCAGAGAAAUGGCAAGAAAUGGAGUUCCACCAACUGUUGUUUCUUACAACAUUCUCAUUCACGGACUAUGUAAAGCAGGAAAGUUUGGUGAAGCAUCUUCUAUUGUGAAAGAAAUGCUUGAAAAUGGAUGGAAACCAGAUCUGGUUACGUAUAGUAUACUGUUGGAUGGUCUUUGUCAGGACAGGAAGCUCGAAGUGGCCCAAAACUUAUGGCACCAAUUUCUCGGAACAGGUCUGAGACCAGAUGUGGCUAUGCAUAACAUCCUAAUUCAUGGGCUUUGCUCAGCUGGCAAACUUGAUGAUGCAACUAAUGUCUUUGCGAGUAUGAGGGAACGGGAUUGCAUUCCAAAUCUCGUAACAUACAAUACAUUGAUGGAGGGAUUUUACAAAACUAGAGACAUUGAUUCAGCGACGGUAAUUUGGGGUUACAUGCACAAGAUCGGGCUGAAACCAGAUAUCAUUUCCUACAACAUCGCAUUGAAAGGGCUGUGUAUGUGUGGUAGAAUAUCAUAUGCUAUCAAAUUCUUUGAUGAUGCUUUGAACCAUGGAAUUCUUCCAACUGCAGUGACGUGGAACAUACUUGUUAGAGCAGUUGUGAUUUUGAAUCACGGGCAUGCUGUUUGAACAUAUUGCCUGCAUAUCUGAAUGUUCGUCUUCCCCGGGUUUGAAUUGACUCUAGAUUCGAUCUCUGGCAAGAAAGGCAAUCAACCUUCGGCCUUAAGAGAUGGUCCUUGGAACAACUGGAAGAAGUUACGAGGAGAAUCAUGAUUUAUAUCACAAGCUGCAAGAUCAUCGAUCGCUUUACAAUUAGAUACAAAACCCUUGAGCUUGCUUCGUCGAGGUCUUUCAUGGCGUCCCUCUCCAAUCUUAUAAAAACUCAGCUUUGGCAUAUUCUGCAUAGUUUGUAGAUAAGCUGACAGUUCGUCCAAGAAAUCCGUGAGAUGGACCUUGGAAGCUUUGAAGCAUGGCAAUGGGGGCGAGGAGUUAUUGCUUGAAAGUAUCACACCCCGAGCCCUCGGGUUUUGAAGCACCAGAAUCUGAAUCACCGGGUUUGGGGAGGCAGAUAAAUUAGGUUGUUGAAGUUUGAGUUUCUUCUUGUACUGAAUAAACAAUGGAAGUUUGGUGUUAAGGUUAUCUGAAUUGUUUCUAGGACA
Messenger RNA from Tarenaya hassleriana, 2791 nucleotides. Its product is annotated as pentatricopeptide repeat-containing protein At3g09060. Gene Ontology annotation, molecular function: protein binding. The transcript has 3 exons. Lineage: Eukaryota; Viridiplantae; Streptophyta; Magnoliopsida; Brassicales; Cleomaceae. Bases 180 to 2261 code for a protein of 693 amino acids. The record is from RefSeq and is a predicted model, not a curated record.